Molecule: messenger RNA, 898 nt
Organism: Anthonomus grandis grandis
Lineage: Eukaryota; Metazoa; Arthropoda; Insecta; Coleoptera; Curculionidae
Product: odorant receptor 30a-like
Exons: 5
Coding region: 111-869 (252 amino acids)
Biological process (GO): detection of chemical stimulus involved in sensory perception of smell; sensory perception of smell
Cellular component (GO): plasma membrane
Molecular function (GO): olfactory receptor activity; odorant binding
Source: RefSeq, a predicted model, not a curated record
AAAAAAUUUUAGCCAUAGACGAUUCAGGUUUGACCAAGAUUUAUACGGGAUUUGCAAAUUACAUUUACGUCACCUCGAGGCUAAUAUGCAUUUACAGUUGUACUACUGGAAUGUGCUUGGUGUGUCUUCAAUGUUUGCAUGGUUUCCUAGGCGACUACACCGACUCGGAAAAGCCCAUGAUAAUUAUGGCAUAUUUUCCAUUUGAUCAGCAGGUCCACUACAAGACAGCUCUGCUUAUCCAGACGAUUUUUCUAGCAAUCGCAGCGCUGUACUACUGCCUGACCCAAGUUACAUACAUCACGGCAGUCACUUACGUUAAAAUGGAACUGAAACUGUUGCAGUACCAGUUUAGGGAGUUCGAUCGGUUUAAGAUGAUUUAUAACAUCGUAGAUGAUGAAGUUAUGAUGAUUAAGCUGAUCCGGCGUCAUCAGUUUAUAAUUGGUUUCACCGCAGAAGUCAACAAAUUCUUAAGGCCAAUCUUAUUAGUAGAGUUCCUAUUAAGCUCGGUCAAUAUUUCUUUCGUGGUUUUACAACUUAUAUCGAGUGAAACAAAUAUGCCCCUACCUUUUACGUUAAAUUAUUUCGUUAUAUUGAUAGCCCAGUUACUUAUACUGGCCUGGCACGCGAACGAGAUCUCCAUAGAGAGUCUUGGUAUAUCAUCUGCCGUAUGGGAACAACCGUGGUACGAAAAGAGCGUGAAAAUCCAAAAGAUGAUGUAUAUGGUCGUAUGUCGGUCUCAUAAACCUUUAACUUUGACCAUCGGACCGUUCGGUAACCUUACUACUCAAACAGUAAUAAACGUGAGUAAAAUACACUACAUCGUAACGAGGGUAGAAAGUGACUCAAUGAAUGAUAAGAUAAUCUGUUAGAGAAAAACACACAUUCAUUGUUUUUAGGA